This is a messenger RNA of Durio zibethinus, 1218 nucleotides long. RefSeq names its product wall-associated receptor kinase galacturonan-binding protein. Gene Ontology annotation, molecular function: polysaccharide binding. The record is from RefSeq and is a predicted model, not a curated record. Lineage: Eukaryota; Viridiplantae; Streptophyta; Magnoliopsida; Malvales; Malvaceae.
CACUACUACAUGUGAAUAAAGUUCUCCAACCAUCAUAUAUUCAUGCAAAAGCCAAACAUUUAGUCUACUCUCCAAGCAAAGUAUCAUUACUUCCCCCCACUAUACUCUAUUUUUUAUUCAAUUCAACACAAUUUCCUUUCUCACUCGUAGCCAUGACUUCGCUCUUCUUGAUCACUCUUUCUUUCAGUUUUCUAGCACUAUUAGCUACACCAAGUUUUGCCACCAUUCGAGCUAACUCAUGCCGAUCGUAUUGUGGAAAUAUUACCAUAGAUUAUCCAUUUGCGCUUGAUUAUGGCUGCGGUCAUCCGGGUUUCAGAGACCUUUUGUUCUGCAUGAACGAUGUUUUAAUGUUUCACAUAAGUUCAGGGUCAUACAGGGUACUAGAUAUAGACUAUGCUUAUCAAGCACUCACAUUACAUGACCCCCACUUGUCUACUUGUGACAACAUCGUGCUAGGCGGUAAAGGCAACGGCUUCGCCAUCGAGCAUUGGCGGGCACCGUAUUUCAAUCCGACGGCUGAUAACGUGUUCAUGCUCAUAGGUUGCUCAGCACAAUCACCACUCUUCCAGGGUUUCCCUGGAAAGCACCUGCCUUGCAGGAAUAUAUCCGGGAUGGGAUGUGAGGACUACUAUGAUUGCCCGGCAUGGAACCUGUUGGGUCAUAAAAAGGUGGGCUCAGUUUACGGGUCAGGCCCACCGGAGUGUUGUGCUGUGGCAUUUGAGGCUAUCAAGGCUAUAAAUUUGAGCAAACUUGAGUGUGAAGGGUAUAGCAGUGCUUAUAGUCUAGCACCAUUGAGGGUUGAUGGGCCUGGUGGGUGGUCCUAUGGGAUACGAGUGAAGUAUUCAGUUCAAGGAAAUGAAGAGUUUUGUAGAGCUUGUGAGGCAACGGGUGGAGCAUGUGGGUUUGGAACUGAUGGAGUUAAGCAGUUGUGCAUGUGCGGGAGCUUCAAUUCCACCAAGAAUUGUGAUUCAGAAAGCUCAACAUCGAGUAAAAGGACAUGGUCAUUGGUGGAUGCAUUGGCAGGAAUAUUUGUAUGUAUGUCAAUGUGGAUUCAACACGAGGGAGAUUCAACAUGGCUUAUCAAUAUGAUGUAAAUGCUACUAAAUUUGUUACUUAAAGUGGGCACAGUGUUUGCGUGCUCGACUUGUCUAAGAACAUGCUAUACCUUCUUAUUUCUUGUUGAAAGAAGAGAGAUAUAAAUUACUACGAUAUAUCACA